CGCGGGGACCUGGCGGCUGAGCUAGACGUCUGCGCUUGGGUUUCUCUCCUCUCUGGGAUCACUUUGUUGCUCGCCGACCGCACGAUGACUCUGGAAGAAAUCAGAGGCCAGGAUACCGUUCCCGAAAGCACAGCCAGGAUGCAGGGCGCCGGGAAAGCGUUGCACGAACUUCUGCUGUCGGCGCAGCGCCAGGGCUGCCUCACCGCUGGCGUCUACGAGUCCGCCAAAGUCCUGAACGUAGACCCUGACAACGUGACCUUUUGCGUGUUGGCCGCCGACCAAGAGGACGAGGGCGACAUCGCGCUGCAAAUCCACUUCACGUUGAUCCAGGCAUUCUGUUGUGAGAACGACAUAGACAUCGUGCGCGUGGGGGACCUGCAGAGGCUGGCGGCAAUCGUGGGCACCGGUGACGAGGCGGGCGCACCAGGCGACCUGCACUGCAUCCUUAUUUCGAACCCCAAUGAGGACACGUGGAAAGACCCCGCCUUGGAGAAGCUCAGCCUGUUCUGCGAGGAGAGCCGCAGCGUUAACGACUGGGUGCCCAGCAUCACCCUCCCUGAGUGACAGUCCGGCUGGGACUUUGGUCUUUGAUCGACGUGGCGACGCUCCCGGGCGCCUAGGCGCUGCUAGCUGUGGAAGGGCCCUCCGAGGGCGCCCGAGUGCGCGUGGAGACUGCCAGGCGGGGCGCCUGGAGAGCGAGGAGCGCAGCCUCCCGCGGAGGGGGCCUGACGGAGGCCGGGACACGUUGUCCCGAGCCCGAGGACUCUGCAAGUGUCCAGAACGGCUGCUGGCACUGGAAGGCCCAGGCUUGGGACGUUUGGCCGCAGGGCUGGGAAGGACGGACUUGGAGAGGCUGGCGUGAGUCAGCAGCCUUCCAGCUGGGCUGCAAGGAGGCGAAAGGCCAGGCAGGCGGCCUGGACCUGGUACAGCUGCAGAAGCUGGACGGACUUUAGCAGGCUGCACAGCGUUUUCAAAACGGAUCCGGGCAUCGCCUUCAUUUUCUAAAGGAUACUACCGUGAAAGCUUUGAAUUUUACAAUAAACUUAAUGAAACAGA
Molecule: messenger RNA, 1056 nt
Organism: Jaculus jaculus (lesser Egyptian jerboa)
Lineage: Eukaryota; Metazoa; Chordata; Mammalia; Rodentia; Dipodidae
Gene: Gadd45g
Product: growth arrest and DNA damage inducible gamma
Exons: 4
Coding region: 85-564 (159 amino acids)
Biological process (GO): regulation of cell cycle
Cellular component (GO): cytoplasm; nucleus
Source: RefSeq, a predicted model, not a curated record